UAUAGGGUUAUUUAUUGCAGAAACAAUUCCAGUGUGAGAAAAGCCACAAUAGCUGAGUGAAUUUUAAGUGAUAUUGAGACAAUUGAUUUGCAUAUGCUCUUCAACUGCGUCUGAGUCGCGCAUCUUCAGUCUCUCAGCAUCACUGAUAGCGUCCAGAUUUAUCCGCGUAUAUUUCGUGCCAUUGUAUUUUCCCUCCGACAAGUGGCUUUCUUUGCAACAUUUUCUGCUGAUACGCGCAGUGCCGCGCAGGAGGGUCGUAAAAAGUGAAUAUUUGAUACUUAGGAGAGAUUCUCACGGUGAAAUUGGAAGGAAGGAUAAUUUAUUUGACGCGACGAUGGCGGAUUCGCUAAUUGAAAUGGGUUCUGUGGAUAAAUCGAUGAAUCGCUUUCAAGUGAAGAGAGUGAGUCACGGUGAAAACUACCGUCGAUCGACGCCACAACGGCAAGACAACGACGAUGAGGAUGACACGUUUCCCGAAGAAACGGCUGCAAUGAUCGCCAGACGUCAAUCCAGACUCUCAUCAAUAAAGACGAGCUUUCGAGAUAUAGACAAACCGUCGAGAUUCAAAGAUUUGCAAAUGACGAGAUUCCAGGUGGACUCAGAGACCAAUGACUCGGAAGAGGAGCAGAACGAUCUGCUGGACGGCAGUGAUUAUGACACGAAGAUCUAUAAGAGCUUCAGGCAUUUCACCAGAGAAGCUCUGCCGAGGCUUGACAACUACCGAAACAUCCUCAGUAUUACACAUUCCAAUCGUCCAACGCUGGAUGAAUUGCACAAUGCCACAAUUUCCAACAAGACUCAUGGAACCCUUCAAAAUCGGCCCAACUCUUCAACCAGCGCGAUUGGAAUGAAGUUCGGCUGGAUGCAGGGCGUUCUCAUGCGAUGCUUGCUCAACAUUUGGGGCGUGAUGCUCUUCCUGCGUCUCAGCUGGGUCAUCGGUCAGGCUGGAGUGGCUCAGGGAAUAAUCCUUAUUCUCACCACGUCCGUUGUGACUACAAUAACUGCGCUUUCAAUGUCCGCCAUCAGCACAAAUGGCGUGAUAAAAGGAGGCGGAACGUACUACAUGAUCUCGCGUUCCCUGGGCCCGGAAUUCGGUGGCUCAAUAGGGCUAAUCUUCUCACUGGCGAAUGCAGUAGCAUGUGCGAUGUACGUGGUGGGCUUUUGCGAAUCGAUGCAAGACUUGCUGAGGUCCUUUGGUAUGGCCAUCCUCGACGAUGGGGUCCACGAUGUCCGGAUAAUCGGCAGCAUCACGAUCAUAGCCUUGCUUGCCAUCGUCGUGAUCGGAAUGGAGUGGGAAGCCAAGGCCCAAGUAGGCCUCCUUGUCAUACUCCUUGUCGCCAUUGCCGACUUUCUCAUUGGCACUUUAAUCGGCCCAAAGAGUGACUUGGAGAUGGCUAAGGGCUUUGUCGGUUAUAACGCCACAGUUUUCGUGGAGAAUCUCUCUCCUGAGUACCGAACAGAGAAUGGCGUUGAACACAACUUCUUUUCGGUUUUCUCCAUCUUCUUUCCUGCCGCAACAGGCAUUCUCGCCGGGGCGAACAUCUCCGGUGAUCUCAAGGAUCCACAGAAAGCCAUUCCCAAAGGGACCCUCCUUGCAAUCGGGAUCACAACAGCCUCCUACGUAGUUAUGGCCUUGUGUGCUGGUGCCACAGUCGUCAGGGACGCCACGGGAAACGUCACCGAUGUGGUUAACGGAACACUAGAAUUCGUUAACUGCACCGAACCCUGCCGCUAUGGUUUGCUCAACUCCUUCCAAGUCAUUGAGCUUGUUUCAGGAUUCGGACCACUUAUCUACGCGGGAUGUUUCGCCGCAACUCUCUCGUCAGCUCUGGCCAGUCUGGUGUCGGCUCCUAAAGUCUUUCAGGCCCUGUGCAAGGAUGAGCUAUUCCCCAAAAUCAAGUGGUUCGCCCGUGGAUACGGGAAGAACGAUGAGCCUGUCAGAGGAUACAUCCUCACCUUCUUCCUGGCUGUGGCUUUCAUACUUGUUGGGGAACUGAACCUCAUAGCACCGCUCAUAUCCAACUUCUUCCUAGCGGCCUACACUCUUAUCAACUUCAGUACAUUCCAUGCAAGCUUCGCGAAAUCCAUCGGUUGGAGACCCACUUUCAAGUACUACAACAUGUGGCUUAGUUUAAUUGGCACAGUUCUCUGUGUUUCCGUCAUGUUCCUGAUAUCUUGGGCAACAGCACUCCUUACUUUUGCAUGCGUCAUUGCUUUGUAUUUGAUAGUUCAUUACCGCAAGCCCGAUGUCAAUUGGGGCUCUUCAACUCAAGCCCAAACCUACAAGAACGCCCUAAUGUCUGUUCAGCAACUCAACAACGUAGAAGAGCAUGUUAAGAACUAUCGUCCUCAGAUUCUAGUUCUGUCAGGUCUACCUAGCAUUCGAUCUAUUUUAGUUGACUUUGCCUAUUUGAUCACGAAGAACGUAUCACUUCUUGUUUGUGGGCAUGUUAUUCAGAGCGCUAGUAAUCAGAAACACAGACUAUACAUGCAACAGAAGACAAAGGAGUGGUUUGAUGAUCACAAGAUGAAGGCCUUCUAUGCUUAUGUGGACGAUGAUGACUUUGAGUCAGGAUGCAAGGCUCUGAUGCAGGCAGCCGGGAUUGGGAAGCUAAAGCCUAAUAUUGUGAUGAUGGGGUACAAGAACGAUUGGAAAACCGCAGAUCCCAGUGCUCUGAAGCAGUACUUUAAUGUGGUUCACAAGGCCUUUGAUAUGUACUUCGCCGUUUGCAUCCUGAGAGUGAACAACGGCCUGGACUAUUCCAAAGUGUUGGGCGAUGAGUUGACAAGGAGCAUCGUAAACGUGCCAAAGGGUAUGCAAGGUAGCGACAGCGCAACUGACCUUCUCAUCACGGCCAAGAAAAGCGAGCACGGAAGUUGCGACUCAUUGAGCAGAAAUGAUUCUCAAGUUGAGGAAUCUAGAAAGAUUGCCCACAAUGAGAAUGAAUUAAAGAAAAACACUAAAAAUCAGGCCAGCAGCACGAGUGAUUUAUCUCUGAUGGGGAAUCCCAUUUUGGCCACAAACACCGUCUCCAUUCUUCCUGAUCCGUCCACCGUGAAGACCAAUAUGUCCUACAAUAUCUCUCUGACGAAGAAGGGUGAGAAGAGGACACCCGACGAUCCGGCAACGAUGUUCAAAGGACCCGGAGGGAGUGAGCUGCCCAGGGAGAUUCUUGAUGACUUAACAAUAUUCACGGCGAAGCGAAAGGACGCGGUCAUUGACGUAUGGUGGCUCUAUGAUGAUGGCGGAUUGACCCUCCUCUUGCCCUACAUCAUGAGCACCAGGCGCAAUUGGAACUCCUGCAAAUUGAGAGUCUUCGCACUGGCCAACAAGAAGGCGGAACUGGAGUUUGAGCAGAGAUCUAUGGCAAGUCUUCUGGCCAAGUUCAGGAUUGAUUACUCAGAUCUUCGUCUACUGCCGGACAUUACAAAGAAGCCGCAAGAGGAUACCACCAAAUUCUUCAAUGACCUCUUGGACGACUACCGUAAAGCCCAAACUAAGGAUGGCGUUGAUGGAGACACCCUGAUUACAGAAAGUGAACUCCUCGCCGUGAAGGAUAAGACCAAUCGCUACCUUCGUCUGAGGGAAUAUCUUCACGAGCACUCAAUGAAGUCCGAUCUGGUGGUCAUGACUCUGCCCAUGCCGAGGAAGAGCAUAGUCUCAGCGCCACUUUACAUGGCCUGGCUGGAGAGCAUGAGCUACAAGAUGCCGCCUUUCCUCUUUGUUCGCGGAAAUCAGUCCAGCGUCCUCACAUUCUACUCCUAAUCGUAUUUAACACAGCCUUAUUUAUUGGAGAAGCGAAGUUCAAAUAGAAUGUAGAACUAAUAUCUUAACUCUGAAACAUUGUCAAUUCGAUAACUAAGAAAAGAGGUGUAAUAAAUUGUAUGAACUCAUAAAGAAGACACGCAGGCGAUUUCUUGAGAUGAGUCUUCGUGAAAGGUAAAUAUUUAAA
This is a messenger RNA of Phlebotomus argentipes, 3953 nucleotides long. It is a transcript of the gene Ncc69, whose product is annotated as solute carrier family 12 member 1. Gene Ontology annotation, cellular component: membrane. The record is from RefSeq and is a predicted model, not a curated record. The transcript is spliced from 10 exons. NCBI's taxonomy places the organism in Eukaryota, Metazoa, Arthropoda, Insecta, Diptera, Psychodidae. The coding region runs from base 335 to 3766 and encodes 1143 amino acids. Gene Ontology annotation, biological process: cell volume homeostasis; chloride ion homeostasis; potassium ion import across plasma membrane. Gene Ontology annotation, molecular function: sodium:potassium:chloride symporter activity.